AGGAGCAAAGGUGCCAUGCAGCCCCGGGUCCUCCUCGUUGCUGCCCUCCUGGCGCUCCUGGCCUCUGCCCAAGCUUCCGAGGCAGAGGAUGCCUCCCUUCUGGGCAAAAUGCAGGACUACAUGAAGCAGGCCACCAAGACUGCCAAGGACGCACUGACCAGCGUGCAGGAGUCCCAGGUGGCCCAGCAGGCCAGAGGCUGGGUGACCGACAGCUUCAGCUCCCUGAAAGACUACUGGAGCACGUUCAAGGGCAAGUUCUCUGAAUUCUGGGAUUCUGCCCCGAGCCCCACACCAUCUUCAUUUGAGGCCAUCUGAGAUCUCGGUACCCCAAGUCCGCCUGCCUAUCCAUCCUGCCAGCUCCUCGGGUCCUGCAGCCUCCCAGGGCUGCCCCCAAAGGUCGCUUGAAAGGGACGACAUUCUCAGUGCCCUCC
Messenger RNA from Kogia breviceps (pygmy sperm whale), 431 nucleotides. It is a transcript of the gene APOC3, whose product is annotated as apolipoprotein C3. Gene Ontology annotation, biological process: negative regulation of triglyceride catabolic process; negative regulation of lipoprotein lipase activity; negative regulation of high-density lipoprotein particle clearance. NCBI's taxonomy places the organism in Eukaryota, Metazoa, Chordata, Mammalia, Artiodactyla, Physeteridae. The record is from RefSeq and is a predicted model, not a curated record. Gene Ontology annotation, cellular component: chylomicron; intermediate-density lipoprotein particle; very-low-density lipoprotein particle. Gene Ontology annotation, molecular function: high-density lipoprotein particle receptor binding; lipase inhibitor activity; phospholipid binding.